Molecule: messenger RNA, 800 nt
Organism: Paramecium primaurelia
Lineage: Eukaryota; Ciliophora; Oligohymenophorea; Peniculida; Parameciidae
Source: the annotation of a GenBank genome assembly
UAUCAAUAAUGCUGUUGCAAUAAUCAAGAAAGAGUGUGGCACAACCUUAAUAAUAAUAAACAGCUUCAUCUCAUACUAUAAAGAUGAUUUCUGAAAAAUGGAGAAGAAUAUCUUCAGAAGUUGAUAAUUAAAAAGCAAGCAGACUCUAGUAACUACAAGAAAAAAUUAAAUAGAUUGAAAAAUAAGCAUUAACUGUUAAUAAUAGUCAAAUCAAAUAAUUAUAAGAUUCAAUAAAUACUCUCAACUAAAAUGUUUAAGAUCAUUUGACUUAAGAUUAUAAUCAUAAAACAUAAAAAACUUAUGAAAAUACAAAUAAUUCUUUAGAAAAGAGUCUACAACAAUAAAAUUAAUAAUCAUAGGAUAUGGAGAAGAGGUUAACUCAUCUACUUGAUUGGAGUAAUCUUUAAGACUAGUUGUCAAGAAAUGAAUCACAAUAUGAUUUUAGUCUUCAAAACAAAUUAUAAAUGAUUGCUGAUUCAGUUAAUUAGAUUGAAGACAUUCUAGAAAGUGAAAGAGAACAAAGGUAAAUCUAUAUUAUUAAUAAUAGAAUGUAAUCCUUUGAAUAAAUAGAAGGUGAAUUAGAACAAAAUCUUUUUUAACUUAAAAAUUAUAUUUCAUAAGAAUCUAGUCUAAGAAGAUAAAAAGAAAAUAAAAUAUUUGAUAUGAUAAAUGAUGUGCAUUAGAACUUAUCAUAUAUGUUGUAAGAUGAAAAGAAGGAAAGACAAAUUAUGACAAACAAUUUGAUGCAAUUAAUGGAUGAUGCUUGUCUUAGAAUUGAUAGAAGUCUAAGUUCAUUUUGA